CGCACCUCUCACGUAUUGAGAGAGAAGAUUUUUCACAGAGAGAAGAUUUUUCAGAGAAAGAGAGAGAGAGAGAGAGAGAGAGAGAGCGAUGGAGAGCUUCUUCUAUGGCGAUCCAUGGAACCCUAGACGCCCCCGCUACGCCGCUCCGACCCCCGAUCCGAAGCCGAAACCGAAGCCGAGGGUCGUCUCGAUCCCCGUCCACUGCGUCGACUCCGACGCCACGGCGGCGCCGCCGCCGCCUCGGAGGGUGGUGCGGCAGGAGGAGGCGGCGUUGAGGAUACAGAGGGUGUUUCGGGGGUUCCUGGUGCGGAGGGACCUGGAGCGGGUGCGGCGGAUCGCGGCGGAGGUGGACGAGGCGGAGCGGAGGAUCCCGGCGGAUGCGGCGGCGAUCGGGGCCGACGCGAGGGAGAGGGUGAGGGUGGGGGAGAUGCUCAUGGGGCUGCUCCUGCGUCUGGACUCGGUGCGCGGGGUGAGGGAGUAUCGGAGGAAGGUGAUCCGGCGCGUGAUCGCGCUUCAGGAGGCCGUGGAUUCGAUCCCCCCCGCCGAUUCCGCGGUCGAAACCCCGAAUUCCGAAACCCUAGAAGACGCCAUGGACGAAACCCCUAAGAGAUCGGAUCUUCACGGCCAAGAAGAAGAAUCUGAGUCAGGGGACGAGGAAGACGCUCCCAAUUCGGCCCCAAUGGAGGCGGAGAUCGCCGCCGAUGACUCCUCCUCGCAAAGAUCGGAUCUUUGCGGCGUCGGCAUUGCCCUCCCAAUGGAGGGAGCCCUAGAAGAGGAGGAGGAGGAGGGGAGGAGGAGAGGAGCAGGGGGGAUGGAGAGGUUGGUGGCGGAGCUCUGCGAGAGGAGCGCGGAGCAGUGCCGGAUCAUGGCGGGGUUGGUGGAGAGGGUGGAGAGGUUGGAGCGUGCGAUGCGGAGGAUGGAGACGACGACGAAGAAGAAGAAGAAGAAGAAGAACACCGCAAAGCUAUUAGGGCAAAAAAGGGUGUGUUUUGAAUAACACCAUACAUACAAUGACCAUGAUGAUGAUGAAGUGUUUUAGAUGUGCAGUUUUUUUUUUUUUUUUUUUUUUUUUUUUUUUUUUUUAAGGUUUUUUGAAAUAUUUGGAUUACUUUUGUGGUUUUCUUUUAUGCACACAUCUUCUAUACAGGACACAAGUUUUUGAGUGCGAUUUUGCAAAUAAUUGGUUUGCGUUUGAGUUUGUUUGAUUGA
Messenger RNA from Ananas comosus (pineapple), 1209 nucleotides. RefSeq lists its product as uncharacterized. The record is from RefSeq and is a predicted model, not a curated record. Bases 89 to 997 code for a protein of 302 amino acids. Gene Ontology annotation, cellular component: plasmodesma. Gene Ontology annotation, molecular function: protein-folding chaperone binding. Lineage: Eukaryota; Viridiplantae; Streptophyta; Magnoliopsida; Poales; Bromeliaceae. The transcript has a single exon. Gene Ontology annotation, biological process: protein folding.